Molecule: messenger RNA, 7758 nt
Organism: Mytilus trossulus (common blue mussel)
Lineage: Eukaryota; Metazoa; Mollusca; Bivalvia; Mytilida; Mytilidae
Product: regulating synaptic membrane exocytosis protein 1-like
Exons: 24
Coding region: 439-5046 (1535 amino acids)
Biological process (GO): regulation of membrane potential; positive regulation of synaptic transmission; intracellular protein transport
Cellular component (GO): cytoskeleton of presynaptic active zone; presynaptic membrane
Molecular function (GO): transmembrane transporter binding; small GTPase binding
Source: RefSeq, a predicted model, not a curated record
UUUUGUUCACUCUUCUUGGCUUUAAAAAUAUGACCCGCGACGUUUUCAUUUUAAUCUGCAAUGUUUUUGUGAACAUAGAUAUGUAUUUUAUAAGUCUUUAUCCUCUAAAUCCUUAAAUCGGCCAGAACAGAGAGGAAUCAAUAGGUUAACUGAGGAUCGAUACGUGACGCGUGGAGAUCCUCGGAUUUUAUUGGACAAUUAACUGGUUCAUAUUUAAUAAGUGUCGCAUAAGUAAUGACAUCAAAAAUGUUGAAAGGACGAUGCAUUCUCAUCGAUGGAGGUCACAAACCGUAGAAAAUGUGAGCUAAUUUUACACCGUACCUCUUUAAUGAACUGGCAUACUGUGUUAAAAUGAGAAAAUCUUGGCUAAUAUUGUGUCAGUUACAUCUAUCGCAUCCCCAGCAGCAGAAUCCGAGACGAGCAUCGUAGUUUGUCAGGAUGACAACUAGACGACCAUCCCUGCCUCCCAUGCCAGACCUCAGCCAUCUAGACGAGGCAGAGAGGAAGAUUAUUGAGGAUGUUAUCAGGAGACAACAAGAGGAGGAGGAUAAAGAACAAGAUAUGAUUAGGCAAAUGAAGCUGGAUUUGGACACAUAUGCUCAGUCUGUUGGUAAAAUCUCUGAGGAGGCCAAGAAAGUUGGAGGGCCUCAACAAGACACCGGUGCAGUGUGUCAGAUAUGUCAUAAAACCAAAUUUGCUGACGGAGUGGGGCAUAAAUGUCACUACUGUCAGCUGAGGUCAUGUGCAAGAUGUGGUGGGCGCAUUGCCUUGAAACAAAAGCCGACCAAACCUGGAAUGGAAGAACCUAAACCGGUACAAAGCUCAUCUACUACUGCUAGUCAUGUCUGGGCUUGUAAUAUGUGUAAGAAAAAGCAAGAGAUUUUGGCUAAAACAGGUCAAUGGUAUCACGGUGAAAUGGCAAAACCAGUGCAAUUUGAUGUAGAAACUCCGUCAGGCAGUGAAACAGUCUCAAUCAAAACUGACGUUAGCCCGCCUAACGAAAAACGAGCAAAAAUGCAUGAAAAAUACUCUGACAGUGGACAAAGUUCAGAAAAGGAAAACAUUGAUAAGCGACCUAUUUCUCGGACAGGAAGUCAACAUAGGGAUAAGUUUAACCGCCAGUAUUCAUUAGAUGCUCAACAAAAAAGUCAUAGUGAAUCAAAAGAGAGACUAAGUGAAAGAACCAAUCCAGGAAUGGAUAAGGAUAAGUUACGAGAAAGAGGUCAAAUUCCUGAACGUCAAGGUCGAGGUCGUGACCGUUCACCAGCUGCUCCUAGACAUCAUAGCGAAUCGAGAUUAUCAGAAACUGAUAGGAGAUAUAUGCAAGAAAAUAGGCAUGGUGAUCGUUAUGGGUCUUCUCAAAGUAGAUCUCGUGAGGCAUCAACAGGUCGAGGGUCAACUGAUGAAUUAAAACAUUUCGACAAGAAAGAUAGUCAUAGAUCUGGGGAUGAAAGGGAUAGUCGAAGAGACACGUCACAUGACAAAUCUCGUCUCAGAGGCAACAAUGAGGAAAGUAUGUCUGGUAGAUCUUCUAGAGAGGGCCGUCCAAGCAGAGAUGACCAUUAUAAACAUACCACAAAUUCUUACCAAGAGUCAAACCAAGACUAUGCACAAAACAAAUGGGGAGAAUCUCAAAAUAAACAACACAUGCCUUCACAUCAUAGGGACAAUGUCCAAACAGGAAAAAGUGAAAGACACCCUAGUGGUCGACAUCCACGGGAUCGGCUGCCAAGUGCUGGAAAAGAUAGACGAUCCCCAACUCCGAGUGAUCGGAGAAAAGACGAUAUUUAUGAUCAACGUGUGUCUUCUUCUUCUCAAAGUCUUUCUUCCAAACACCAUAAUAUACGUAUUGAAAGAACUAGUGACUCCCCUUCAUUAAUGGAAAACAAUAAUGAAAAUGUACGUUACAGUUACGACAAACAACACUUAGAUCCAAGUACUGCUGCUACUGGCAGAAACUCUCAAAACAAACGUAGUCGCAAACUGGAAACUAUGUUAAGGAAUGAUUCAUUAAGUUCGGAUCCCUCAGACACUUCACGACCACCUCCACCGAAACCUCAUAAAAAUAAACGAGGUAAAAAGACUCGUCAACAUUCCCUUAGUAGCUCUGAUGAUGAGAUCCGAUCAACUCCAGAAUGUUCUAGUGGUGAAGAACAAGAAAGUGAAAGUAUAAUAAGUGAGAAAGGAUUUAAGCCAAAGCAUGUGUACAUAUCUUCAAUGUAUUCAUCAAGUCUUUACAAAGCUGAUUUCUCCAGCGAGCCUUUAAAGGAUUCGGGUAUAGACACGGGACACUCAAGUAGUUCACAAACUCUUAAUGAAGACAGUUCAAAGCACCCUGUGACAUGGCAAAAGUCGGCAGAUAAUCGUAGAUGGAUAGGUCACAUGAUAUUGAAGAAGACAGUCUUGGAGGGUGGCAGUCAAGAUGAUUCUGGGGCCAUACUGGGUUUAAAGAUUGUUGGUGGCAGACGGACAGAUGCUGGUCAGUUUGGUGCUUUCAUUACAAAGGUCAAGAAAGGCAGCAUAGCAGAUACUGUAGGGCAUUUACGACCAGGUGAUGAAGUGGUUGAAUGGAAUGGUAGAUGUCUACAGAGAGCUACUUUUGAGGAAGUCCAUGACAUUAUCUUAGAAUCUAAACAAGAACCACAAGUAGAACUUAUUGUGCAUAGAAGUGUCAGUAAUGGUGAGGUACCACCAGGGGUCCACGUUGACCACAUAAAAGGUUACAAAGAAGAUUCAAAUGACAGAAAUAGACCAAAUCUUAGAGUGAUGUCCCCUGCUUCAUCAACAAGUCAGAGAAGUCAUCAGUCUCCAAUGUCACUUGGAAAAUUACAGCUGAAAAUGUGGUACCAGCAUAAAAGUUUUGAGCUGAUAGUGACAAUCAUUUGUGCUGCUGGUCUUCCCUUUACGGAGCAAGGCAAAGUCCGUAAUCCAUACUGCAAAUUGUAUCUUCUGCCAGAUAGAAGUGAGAAAAGCAAAAGAAGAACAAAAACCAUAGCAAGUACUAACGACCCGACCUGGAAUCAAACAUUUAUGUAUUAUCCAAUAAAAGAAUCCGACUUCCGAGACCACAUCCUGGAAGUUACUGUAUGGGAUUAUAACAAACAUGGUGCUAGUCAAUUUAUGGGGGAGGUGCUUAUAGAUUUGAAUACAGCCAAUAUGAUUGAUGACCCUUAUUGGUACCAUCUUAGUCACCAUGACAACUCCAGUAUACCACUCCCACAGUCAUCUCCCAGAACAAAAUCGAGUCAAGAUCCUUAUGAUCUACGUCAUCGUCACUUAUCUCCCCCUACCAGUUCCCGUGGCCUGAGUGACAGCGAUGUGUCAGAGUUCGACAUUGAUGACAGCAUUGGCGUUAUUCCAGGUCAAGAAGAUUUAAAUGAAAGAAGCAGAGGAUCGCGUAGAGGAGAAAGAGGAGAAACUCUCAACAUUCCUGGUGAUAAAAGUUCACGCAGGUCAAGGUCACCAGUUCCUGUAGAACCAGAACGCUCACGUCAUAGGUCAAGGUCUCCUUCAGCUUUUCACCAUGUGCCUGAAAAUGUAUCUCGCUCACUGUCUCCUGCUAGAACAUCAAGUUCACCAGUUCGGCUUGUUGGAACCUCACCUUCCAGUACACCAUCACCUAAGAAACGUCAACUACCAUCAAUACCAUUAGAGGCACAGCUCAGAAGUCGGGAUAAAGAUUUUUGGCUUAAUUUUCCAGUGACACAGGACCUUGAAAAAAGAGCGCAGCAAAUUCGCAUGAGAAUCAAACCAUCACCUGGGUCCGAUUCAGAAUCUCGUAGGGGGCGCAUUUCAGAUUCUGAGGGUUACCGACCAGGACGUAACUCCAGCAGUCGAGAUAGAACAAGGGGUUCAUCCUAUGACCGAGGAGAUUUUUCCUAUGAAAGGGAAAGAGGAAGAGAGUUUGCCAGAGUUCAUCCUGGAGGACACAGAUCUAAACGAAAAGAAUUCAGUCCUGAAAUUGAUGAUAUCGGCAGUGAUGCAUCUGAGACCAGUGAUAUGUCUGAAGUUUCAAAAGUCAGUAUUAACAGUUACAUGUCUACACAGUCAGAAAGACCACAAAGAAAAUUCAGUGAAUUUACCCAAAAGAUGGAAAGCAAGUCUACCACCAUGCAGCGACGACAACAGGUAGCCAGAUCUGGUAGUAAUGACGGUCAAGGAGGGUAUGAAAAGUCAGAUGGUAGUUUGUCAGACUCGGCUUUAAGUGCACCUGUCACAGAGGGUCGAUCAAGGAGGAGAACUAGUAUUAGUAAUAAAAUGGCUAAUUUUGUCAAUCUACCGUGGAAAAGUAAUAGUGCUACACAGCUGGCAGAGAGUAAAAAGAGAAGUAGUGUACAAAGAAGUGAAGAAGUAAGAACAUCUGGUGAUAUUCACCUUUCUAACAGAAUAUCAAAACAGGCCAGUAAAGAGUCCACGGACGGCAGUAUAGGGAGCAUUAGUAGUGAUUCUGGAAGUGUUGUAUGGUUGCCUACAGGGAUGAGAUUAGGACCAGAGGGACAGUUUGGAGAGUUUAUUGAAGGUCUAGGUCCUGCCCAGCUAGUUGGCAGGCAGGUACUAGGAUCACCCUGUCUAGGAGAGAUACAGUUAGGCCUGUAUGAUAGGAAAGGGCACCUUGAGGUGGAAGUUAUAAGGGCUCGUGGAUUGAUGUCAAAGCAAGGAGCAAAGAUAUUACCAGCCCCAUAUGUAAAAGUAUAUUUGAUUGAUGGUAAGAACUGUAUAGAAAAACAGAAGACAAUAGUGGCUAGAAGGACCCUUGACCCUCUAUACCAACAACAGUUAGUGUUUACAGAACAGUAUAUUGGAAAGAUUUUACAGGUGACUGUGUGGGGAGAUUAUGGCAGAAUGGACCGUAAAGUGUUCAUGGGAGUGGCACAAAUUCUACUGGACCACUUAGACUUAACAAACAUUGUGAUUGGCUGGUACAAGUUGUUUACUAGCUCCUCAUUGGUUGGUCAUCACUCAUCAACAUCAACGUUAGGACAUUCACGUAAAGGCUCAACUACUUCACUCGACAGUGGAUAUAAUAAUAAUAAUCUACGAUCGUAGUAUUUAUACAUAUUAGAAAUUUCCCUUUUUUACUUAUACAACAUAAUUCAAAUUUAGACUUUAUACGUAACUGUUGAUUAUCAUCAAGCAUUAUAUAUACUAAUCUUUCAUCACCAUGUCACAUGUGUUUAACGUGAUCAACUUUUAAAUCUAAAUACUGUGGAUUCAUUUUGUUUUCGUAGGUACCAGUUUACCUGGAUCAGGAAAAAUUUUAGGGUGUGGAUACUUAAUUUCAUGGUUUCCUAACUUUUUUUAAUACAAGCCUUAAUAGCUUGCUGUUUGCUUCGAGCCAAGAGCCUGUGUUAAAGGCCUUACUUUGACCUAAAAUGGUUAACAUUUUACGAAUUGUGACUUGAAUGGAGAGUUGUCUCAUUGGCACUCAUAUCACAUCUUCUCAUAUCUGCCUAAGGAUGUACUUCGGAAAUGUUAGGUGAAAUUAAAAGAAUAUAGAAUUUAAAAUGGAUACUAUGUCAGAAGGGCAUUAAUUAGGUAAGAAAAUAUGGUAAAAAGGUUAAUUGGUCAUAGAGCUCCUUUUUAAGAUAUUUUUUAAAUUAGCAGGAAAUGGUGGAUUUGGAUUUUUAUCACAUAUUUUGAUAUUGUUAUUAUUUGCGUCUCAAAUCAAAAGCAAAGAAAUCUAAAAUCUGCUUAAUUUUGGCAGAUGACCUCUUAUGAGCUAUUGGAGUCUUGUAUGAAAAGACAAAUGUGUGUUAUGGGGCAAAAUAUUUUACCCUAUUUUUUUGGGGAAAAAACCAAGGAGUCCGAACAUUGGAAAAAAUUCCUAAACCUGACCUAAUGUACAUUCUUAAGUGACUAUAACAAUAUAGGAAAUUAGAUCAGAAAAUUUGAAUUUAAUGUUUUCAUAUACCCAUGAAGUUUUGUACCACACUAUUAAUAAUGAAUACACAGUUACAGGUAGUUUAAUGUUUUUAUUUAUUUAUUGUUUUCAUUCAACCUUUUCUUUGGCUUAUGUAUCUUUGAUUAUUUAUUUUUUUUUAAAUAAUUUUCACAGAAAUAGUUUUUAUUUACUUGAGCCUUAAACUUUUUUUAAUCACUGCUUGAGAUGUCAAAAGUUAUGCAAUUUCACAUAAUUCAAUGAUUAGCUCUAAGCACAUUGUACCUUUUGAAAUUUAUACACAUUUUAAUUCCUAUUAUUUGUUCUAUUUUGGACGUUUUUGUGGCAUUACAAGCUUAAGCAAUUACGUAAAUACAUAAACUUAAAUGAAUAUAUAUAGUAUGGAGGGCUGUCUUAGACAUGAAUAGGGAUACUGCAGAUUCAUUUAUUUUCGGGGGGUACUAAUUUUCAUAGAUUGAGGAGAACUUCCAUAUUUGUGGAUAUUUAAAUUCAUGGUUUUUGGAAAAGUUAGCAUACAUUCCUGUAGAAAAUUUGUGUUUCAUUGAAUAUUUAAAUUUGUGAUUUCCAUGUUCCCACGAAAUCCUCAAAAAUUAGUAUCCAUAUUAAUGAAUCCACAGUAAAUGCAGAUGGUAUAUCAAAGAAUAUUUGAUGGAUGGGGACUUUGAAAAUAAGACUUCAGAAAUAAAGACAAAUUAAAGUACAAACUGACAUCCUGAAAUUUUUAGUAAGGUCUGGGAGAAAAGGAUGGAUAACUAUCAGGCAACACAGAGAUUUUUUUCAAUGAUUAUUAUAAUUAAGCACAAUUUGAAAAAAAGAGGUUUUCAAAGAACCAAACUCUGUAUCAGUUGGCCUGGGAAGAAAACUCUAAAGUUUAUUGCAUAGUUUGAUGAAACAAAUAGCCCUUUGACCCAACAAGUUAACCAUUGUAUUAGCUCAUAUUAAAAAACUCUUUUUUAUACAUUUUUUGGCAUCGUCACUUCUUGCAAAUCAAAUUAUUUCAAAUGUUGUUUUUUUUUUUUUUUUUAUCUAAGACAUGUUUAAAAUUAGAAAUUUGGAUCUGUAUGAUUAGUAAUAAUAUUAUAACAGUUCAUUGUGGGAAUGCUAGAGUAUAUAUAAGUUAUAUAAAAAGAUAAAUGGAUGUUAGGGGGCAAAAUAUUUUACCUUGUAUCUUAUGGUAAACAACCAUGCAAGGAUUCCAACAUCUAACACAAAUUCCAAAAACCUCACAUAAGAACAUCCUUAACAUACUUUUAUAUUACUCAAAUCCGAUUUGUUUUGGAUUUUAUGUGUCAAUGAUUAUAUGAUUAGGAUAGAGAUGAUGUUGAAGUAACAAUAAACAAAAUUAACUCAUGUGCUCCAGGAAAAGAAUAUUUAUUUAAACCAAGUAUAUUAGCCACCUUUACCUUAUCUGCUAAUAAAAAUUUAGUCAUACAAAAAAAGAUCAAUCAUUUUUUCAGGAAUUGUUCAUUUUCACAGAGAUCUAAAAAGUUUUACAUUCUAAAGAAUGCAUUUGGUUUCAAAAACUCAUGUUAUACACAAUUUUUUUUUGGGAUAGUACAGUUCGUCUAAAAUCUCAGAGAUACAAGGCCUAUAAUGUAGUAUGUCAGAUACAAGUUUGGUCAAAAUCAGACCCUUCUGUGCUUCUGGAAUCUAAAUAGAAAGAAAACCAAUUCAAUUACAAAUUUGAAAAGCAUUGAAAACCAAAAAUAUCUAAAACCUAUCUAUUCUGAACCUAAGGAUUUGUAUUAAAAAUGAAAAUAUUUGUUUUCUUAAACCUUAAUAUAUUUCUCCAUAACACUUCUGAUGCAUUGAAAGUUGGUUGACACUUUUGUAGUUUUUGGGAUAAUAUUUUUCCAUAA